This is a messenger RNA of Oreochromis niloticus (Nile tilapia), 5113 nucleotides long. RefSeq names its product collagen, type I, alpha 1b (gene col1a1b). Gene Ontology annotation, biological process: extracellular matrix organization. Gene Ontology annotation, molecular function: protein binding; extracellular matrix structural constituent conferring tensile strength. The coding region runs from base 149 to 3970 and encodes 1273 amino acids. NCBI's taxonomy places the organism in Eukaryota, Metazoa, Chordata, Actinopteri, Cichliformes, Cichlidae. The transcript has 44 exons. The record is from RefSeq and is a predicted model, not a curated record.
UUAACUCAUUUGUUUAGGCAGUAGGGAGUUUCUGCUAGGGUCUGGAUUGGAGUUACACACAGACCGGACCCUACCGUAUAUGAGUGGUGUCUGAGGAGAUAGAGGAUUCCCCUUUUCCGCAAAGAAUCUACAUGUCUAAUAUUUAGACAUGUUCAGCUUUGUGGAUAUUCGGUUAGCGCUUUUGCUCAGCGCAACAGUGCUUUUGGCGAGAGGUCAAGGCGAGGAUGAUAGAACAUUUGGCAGCUGCACAUUAGAUGGACAGUUGUACAACGACAAGGAUGUAUGGAAACCAGAACCCUGCCAGAUCUGCGUCUGCGACAGCGGAACCGUCAUGUGCGACGAGGUGAUCUGUGAGGACACAUCCGACUGCGCCGAUCCCAUUAUUCCAGACGGAGAGUGCUGCCCUAUCUGCCCUGAUGGUCAAGAAUAUACUGAGUCAACUCCCGUAGGACCCACUGGCCCCAAGGGAGACCCGGGUCUUCCUGGCUAUCCCGGCGCUAAUGGAAUCCCUGGCGAUCCUGGCCCACCUGGACCCCCUGGCCCCCCUGGCCCCCCUGGCCUUGGCGGAAACUUCUCUCCUCAAUAUUCUGACCCCUCAAAAUCUAGUGGCCCACCUGUUCCUGGCCCAAUAGGUCCUAUGGGUCCCCGUGGUCCUCCUGGACCUUCCGGCCCUCCUGGUCCUCAGGGUUUCACUGGACCUCCUGGAGAGCCUGGUGAGCCCGGAGCUUCUGGUCCACUGGGUUCUCGUGGUCCUUCUGGUCCCCCUGGAAAGAACGGAGAUGAUGGUGAGGCUGGCAAACCUGGACGCCCCGGUGAGCGCGGACCUGCCGGACCUCAGGGUGGUCGUGGAUUCCCUGGCACCCCUGGACUUCCAGGCAUCAAGGGACACAGAGGCUUCAGUGGUCUAGAUGGAGCCAAGGGAGACUCUGGACCUGCUGGCCCUAAGGGAGAGCCUGGCACUUCUGGUGAGAAUGGUAUCCCCGGUGCCCUGGGUGCUCGUGGUCUUCCCGGAGAGAGAGGCCGCCCUGGAGCUCCCGGCCCUGCUGGUGCUCGUGGUAAUGAUGGCAACACCGGUCCUGCUGGUCCUCCUGGACCUACUGGACCUGCUGGCCCCCCUGGAUUCCCUGGCGGUGCUGGUGCUAAGGGAGAGACUGGUGCUCCAGGAGGCCGUGGAUCUGAGGGACCCCAGGGAGCACGUGGUGAGCCUGGUAACCCCGGACCUGCUGGACCCGCUGGACCUGCUGGUGCUCCUGGACAAGAUGGUCGCCCUGGACCUCCUGGCCCCGGUGGAUCCAGAGGACAGCCUGGAAUUAUGGGAUUCCCCGGACCCAAGGGAGCUUCUGGUGAUUCUGGUAAACCUGGUGAGAGAGGUGCAACUGGACCUGCUGGCGCUGUUGGUGCUCCAGGCAAAGACGGUGAUGUUGGUGCUCCUGGACCUUCUGGCCCCGCUGGACCUGCUGGAGAGAAAGGAGAGCAGGGACCCGCUGGAUCUCCUGGAUUCCAGGGACUUCCUGGACCCCAAGGUUCUACUGGUGAGACUGGCAAGCCUGGUGAGCAGGGUGCUCCUGGUGAGGCAGGACCUUCUGGCCCAGCUGGACCAAGAGGUGACAGAGGAUUCCCUGGUGAGCGUGGUGGACCUGGCAUUGCUGGCCCAACCGGACCCCGUGGUGCUCCUGGACCCGCUGGUAACGAUGGACCUAAGGGAGAGCCUGGUGCUGCUGGUGCCCCCGGUGGUUUGGGAGCCCCCGGUAUGCAGGGAAUGCCUGGUGAGCGUGGAGCCGCUGGUCUCCCUGGUGCCAGAGGAGAUAAUGGUGAGCCUGGUGGCAAGGGAGUUGAUGGUGCCCCUGGCAAAGAUGGCCCACGUGGUCUGACCGGUCCUAUUGGAGUCCCCGGACCUCCUGGUGCUCAGGGUGAGAAGGGUGAGGCUGGUGCUGUUGGAGUUGCUGGACCUAGUGGUCCUCGUGGUUCCCCUGGUGACCGUGGUGAGCCUGGACCUGCUGGAGCUGCCGGAUUUGCUGGACCUCCUGGUGUUGAUGGUCAGCCUGGUGCUAAGGGAGAGAGUGGUGACAGUGGACCCAAGGGAGACGCUGGUCCUCCUGGACCUACCGGACCUGCUGGAGCUUCUGGUCCUCAGGGACCUGCUGGAGCUCCUGGACCCAAAGGUGCUCGUGGUAGUGUUGGUUCCCCUGGUGCUACUGGUUUCCCUGGACCUGCUGGAAGAGUUGGACCCCCUGGCCCUGCUGGAGCUGGUGGAGCCCCUGGACCCGGAGGACCUACUGGCAAAGAUGGAGCAAGGGGAGCUCGUGGUGAGACUGGCCCUGCUGGCCGCCCAGGUGAGGCUGGUGCUGCUGGACCCCCAGGACCUAGUGGAGAGAAAGGAUCUGCUGGCUCUGAUGGAGCCCCUGGUGCCCCUGGUAUCCCUGGACCCCAAGGUAUUGCUGGACAGCGUGGUAUUGUAGGUCUCCCUGGACAGCGUGGAGAGCGUGGUUUCCCUGGUCUGCCUGGACCAUCUGGUGAGCCUGGAAAGCAGGGAUCAUCUGGACCUGUCGGUGAGCGCGGAGCCCCUGGACCUGCUGGACCCCCUGGACUGUCUGGUCCAACUGGAGAGGCUGGUCGUGAGGGAUCUCCUGGUCAUGAUGGUGCACCUGGUCGUGAUGGUCCUUCCGGCCCUAAGGGAGACCGUGGUGAGACUGGCUUGGCUGGUCCCCCUGGACCUCCUGGUGCUCCUGGAGCUCCUGGAGGAGUUGGCCCCUCUGGCAAAACUGGUGACCGUGGAGAGAGUGGUCCCUCUGGUCCUGCUGGUCCCGCUGGCCCUGCUGGUGUUCGUGGUCCUGCUGGUCCAGCUGGUGCUAAGGGAGACAGAGGAGAGGCUGGUGAAGCUGGAGAGAGAGGCCACAAGGGACACAGAGGAUUCACUGGUGCAUCUGGUCUGCCCGGACCUGCUGGACCCCCUGGAGAGAGAGGCCCUGCUGGUGCUUCUGGACCCGCUGGACCUAGAGGACCUUCUGGAUCAAACGGCGCCCCUGGUAAGGAUGGUGUGAACGGUAUUCCUGGACCCAUUGGACCUCCUGGACCUCGUGGUCGCAAUGGAGAGAUGGGACCUGCUGGACCUCCUGGACCUCCCGGACCCGCUGGACCUCCUGGACCUCCCGGCAGUGGAUUUGAGUUCGUCAGCCAGCCUCUUCAGGAGAAGGCCCCUGAUCCCCUGCGUGGUGGCCACUACCGCGCUGAUGAUCCUAAUGUCAUGCGCGAUCGUGACAUGGAGGUUGACACCACCCUUAAGACCCUGACACAGAAGGUCGAGAAGAUCCGCAGCCCAGACGGUACCCAGAAGAGCCCAGCCCGCAUGUGCCGUGAUCUGAGGAUGUGCCACCCUGAGUGGAAGAGCGGCAUGUACUGGAUUGAUCCCAACCAGGGCUCUCCUCUGGAUGCCGUCAAGGUCCACUGCAACAUGGAGACUGGUGAGACUUGUGUCUACCCCAGCGAGUCCACCAUCCCCAUGAAGAACUGGUACCUCAGCAAGAACAUCAGAGAGAAGAAGCACGUCUGGUUCAGCGAGUCCAUGACCGGUGGAUUCCAGUUCCAGUAUGGCAGCGAUGGAGCUGAUCCCGAGGAUGUCAACAUCCAGAUGACUUUCAUGCGCCUGAUGUCCAACCAGGCCUCUCAGAACGUUACAUACCACUGCAAGAACAGCAUCGCCUACAUGGAUUCCGCCACCGGCAACCUGAAGAAGGCUCUGCUUCUCCAGGGAUCCAACGACGUCGAGAUCAGAGCGGAGGGCAACAGCCGCUUCACAUACAGUGUCAGCGAGGAUGGCUGCACGUCACACACUGGCACAUGGGGCAAGACAGUCAUUGACUACAAGACAUCAAAAACAUCCCGCCUGCCCAUCAUUGACAUUGCUCCUAUGGAUGUUGGUGCACCUGAUCAGGAAUUUGGCGUCCAAGUUGGCCCUGUUUGCUUCUUGUAAAAAUGAAAGAAAUAUGGACAUGACAUUGUUGUUUUUUUUCUAGCAGUCAUCUCUAAAUCCUCUUUCUAUGCAUUCAUUUGGCUGCCAUUGGUCCACAUGCUUAAAACCACUCUACUGAAGACAGUGUUUGUGUCUUUCCAAUCAUGAGAAGUUUUUUUUGGGACUGCUACUUCAAACGAAACCAACUACGAGGACACUUUAAAAAGAAUCUUUUGUUUUCACUGGCAACAAGAAAAUAAUAUAUGCUUGUGUAAAAUUUCCCCCCGGAGAUUAAGAAAAACAAAAAAAAAACAACCCAGAUCUGCACAUGCAAUGAAACACAGGUGACUUUUGCCAUUUUCUACCACUGCAGAAGGACAUUGAAAACAACAAAUGAUAUGUACCAUUUUUCUGGUGUUAAAUAAAUUGUAAAAAGUGUGAAGUGUCUUCUUGUUCUAAAUUAAUGAGAAAAACACCUGAACGCUGAGCAGACAAAGCAAACACCAGCAAAAGAGCAAGACUAAAAAGCUCACCUUCAUUGCAAAAUCUAGAUGGCUACCUCAUAACAAGACAUCACCCCCACUUUUUGCUAUGUCACACACCACAAGUCUAUUGGGGGAACACUAAAACCAUUCAAAGGUGCUAUUACCGAUUCAAUGAGGUCCAGCUAUUGGUGUUUGAUGGUGAAACUCACACUGUCGUACUGGAAUCAUUGCCACUUAAUGCCUGCAGAACCUUUGGUGCUACUAAAUUGACUCCUUGUCUUGUUGUCUAUGCAGUGCAAUUGUUUUCUUCUUAAGUGUUGGUUUGAUAACAGAGGUCCUCUGAAAAAGUGAUCACUGCAAUUGUAUUGCAUGCAAAUAUGUCUGGUUCAAUAUCAUUUUCCAUGCCCAUGUGUUCAGUGUUGAUCUUUCUGUCUGUUUGCCCCUGUGGAAAACUCCUCUUUACUAAAAAAAACAAAAACCAAACAGCACACAUCUCCCACCCUGUUGUUUAUGUUGUUUGUUGAUGUCUUUCUUGCGAAGGGUUUCUUAAAAAAGAAUUUGAAGCAGACCCACUUUCAUGGUUUAAAAGAGAGAUUCUGUACUUAUUUUGUACAUGUAUAAUAAAUCAAGAUGUUUUUAAUUAUUUUGGGUGCUGAAAUAAAGCAUGUGAAGUGGUCUA